GCAAGCGCGGAGCCCAGCUCGACCAGCACCUAGUGGCCCUGGGCCUGUGGGGACGUAGGGGUGGGAGGGCAAACGCAGGGGGUGGGGAGCUGUCCUGGAUCUACCAUGAGUGCCAAGAAGAGAGGGAGCCCCGCGCGGACUCAUUCCAUGAUGUCCCUGUCGGUGCGGCCGCAGCGCCGCCUGCUCAGCGCCCGGGUCAAUAGGAGCCAGUCCUUCGCAGGCGUCCUCGGCAGCCAGGAGCGGGGCCCCAGGAGCUUCCCGGCCUUCAGUCCCCCGGGGCCCCCACGGAAGCCCCCAGCGCUCUCCCGAGUGUCCAGGAUGUUUUCCGUGGCGCACCCAGCCCCUAAGGUCCCACAGCCUGAGCGGCUGGACCUGGUGUACACUGCGCUCAAGCAGGGCCUGACGGCCUAUUUGGAAGUGCACCAGCAGGAACAGGAGAAACUCCAGGGACAGAUUAGGGAGUCCAAGAGGAAUUCCCGGCUGGGCUUCCUGUAUGACUUGGAUAAGCAAGUCAAGUCCAUUGAACGCUUCCUGCGACGGUUGGAGUUCCAUGCCAGCAAGAUUGAUGAGCUGUAUGAAGCAUACUGUGUCCAGCGGCGUCUCCGGGAUGGUGCCUACAACAUGAUCCGUGCCUACAGCACUGGAUCUCCAGGGAGCCGAGAGGCCCGGGACAGCCUGGCCGAAGCCACUCGAGGGCAUCGCGAGUACACAGAGAGCAUGUGUCUGCUGGAGAGUGAGCUGGAAGCACAGCUGGGCGAGUUCCAUCUCCGGAUGAAAGGGCUGGCUGGCUUCGCCAGGCUGUGUGUGGGGGAUCAGUAUGAGAUCUGCAUGAAAUAUGGGCGUCAACGCUGGAAACUACGGGGCCGAAUUGAGGGUAGCGGAAAGCAGGUGUGGGACAGCGAGGAAACCGUCUUUCUUCCUCUGCUCACGGAAUUCCUGUCUAUCAAGGUGACAGAACUGAAGGGUCUGGCCAACCAUGUGGUUGUAGGCAGUGUCUCCUGCGAGACCAAGGACCUGUUUGCUGCCCUGCCCCAAGUUGUGGCUGUGGACAUCAAUGACCUCGGCACCAUCAAGCUCAGCCUGGAAGUCACAUGGAGCCCUUUCGACAAGGAUGACCAGCCCUCAACUGCUUCCACUGUCAACAAGGCCUCCACAGUCACCAAACGCUUCUCCACCUAUAGCCAGAGCCCACCAGACACGCCCUCACUUCGGGAACAGGCCUUUUAUAAUAUGCUGAGGCGGCAGGAGGAGCUGGAGAAUGGGACGGCAUGGUCCUUGUCAUCCGAAUCUUCAGACGACUCAUCCAGCCCCCAGCUUUCAGGCAUUGCCCGCCACUCUUCAGCUCCCAGGCCUCUGGUGCAGCAACCUGAACCUCUGCCCAUUCAAGUCACCUUCCGUAGGCCUGAGACCCCCACCUCUGCACCUGUGGAUGAAGAGGGGAUCACGGCCCCAGCCCUGGCCAAUGGCCAUGCCCCCUAUAGCCGGACUCUGAGCCACAUCAGUGAGGCCAGUGUGGAUGCUGCCUUGGCUGAGGCUUCUGUGGAGGCUCUGGGCCUAGAAUGCUUAGCUCAGGGACCUAGCCUGCCUGCACACCUAGAUCCCACCCAUGGGGAGCAACCUGGUCCUGUCCCUCCUGCUGUGGACCCUUGCCAUUCUGCCACAAGCCUUACCCUCAGUACAACAGGCCCCACCCACAUAUCUACAGACCCUGCUUUGUCUGCACACCUAGAUUUGGUUCACAAGAUCACAGACUCUAGCCCUUCUGAACUGCCAGGCCCUACCCACACCAUCAGAGGAUCUACCUAUAAUGACAUCAGCCUUACCCAAAGUGCUCCAAGCCUCACUCAUAUUACCACAGCUUCUACCCACAAGCCCAUGGUCUCUACCCUCACCACUACAAGCCCUACUCCCAGUGCCACAGCCCCAGUCCAGACCACCACAAGUCCCACCCACAAGCCAAUGCUUUGCACCCUCACUACUGAAGGUCCUACCACCAAUACUACAGGCCCAGUCCAGACCACCACAAGCCCCAUCCACACUACAACAAGCCCUACCCAUACCACUGCAAGCCUCACCCAAACCACUAUAAGCCCUGCCCACACUACUGCAAGCCCCACCCAUGCCACUAUAAGCCCCACCCAUGCCACUACAAGCCCCACCCAUGCAAGUACAAGCCCUGCUCACAAAGCCAGGAUGUCAACUCACACCACUACGAGUCCUACCCCCAAGGCUAAGGACCCAGUCCAGACCACUAGGAGCCCCACCCAUCCUGUCACAAGCCCCACCCUUAUAACUGUAAGCUCUUCCACUUUUCUAGACCAUGCCAUGCUUCCCAGCUCCUCUGCAAAGGCAGACCCUACCCUCCCAGGCACCAACACCCAGUCCUGUAGCUACCCAUUUUCCACUCCUUGCACUCAGGCAGACCCUGUAGCCCCCAGCCCCUCCUACCCAAGUCCUGCCUGUUCCAGUUGCGAACCGCUCACAAGUCCAUCCCCAGAUUCCCCAGAACCGGACCUUCAGAGUCCAAGUCCCCCUCUCUCACCUGUAGCCCCUGUGGCCCAGCAUUUAGACCUUAGCCUGGCUGUGGCCACUCAGGCCCCAGUUCCAGGAGCAGCUGGAGGGGCUGGGGAUAGGAGGCUGGAAGAGGCACUAGGGGCCCUAAUGGCUGCCCUGGAUGACUAUCGUGGCCAGUUCCCUGAGCUGCAGGGCCUAGAGCAGGAGGUGACCCGGCUGGAGAGUCUGCUCAUGCAGAAACAAGGCCUCACUCGCAGCCGGGCCUCCAGCCUUAGUAUCACUGUGGAGCAUGCCCUGGAGAGCUUCAGCUUCCUCAAUGAGGAUGAAGAUGAAGACAUCGAUAGUCCUGGAGACAGGCCCCCAAACAGCCUGGAGCCUGGGGCUGAGGACAGCCUCGACUUACCCAGUGCCCGCCCCCUCAGCACGGAGUGUCCAGCUCUGGACGCUGCCUUGGUCCAGCACCUGUACCACUGCAGCCGCCUCCUGCUGAAACUGGGCACAUUUGGGCCCCUGCGCUGCCAGGAGGCAUGGGCCCUGGAGCGGCUGCUGAGGGAAGCCAGAGUGCUAGAGGCCGUAUGUGAGCUUAGCAGACGAUGGGAAGUCCCUGCCACCUCUGCCCAGGAAGUGGUGCAGUUCUCAGCCUCUCGGCCCAGCUUCCUCACCUUCUGGGACCAGUGCACAGAGGGACUCAGCCCCUUCAUCUGCCCCGUAGAGAGAGUGCUCCUCACCUUCUGCAAUCAAUACAGUGCCCGUCUCUCCCUGCGCCAGCCAGGCCUAGCUGAGGCUGUGUGUGUCAAGUUCCUGGAGGAUGCCCUGGGGCAGAAGCUGCCCAGGAGGCCCCAGACAGGCCCUGGAGAGCAGUUCACCAUCUUCCAGUUCUGGAGUUAUGUCGAAGCCUUGGACAGCCCCUCUAUGGAGGCCUAUGUGACUGAGACCGCCGAGGAGGUGUUACUGGUGCGGAAUUUGAAUUCAGAUGACCAAGCUGUUGUGCUGAAGGCCCUGAGGUUGGCUCCUGAGGGGAGACUGCAAAGGGAUGGGCUUCGGGCCCUCAGCUCCCUGCUUGUCCAUGGCAACAACAAGGUCAUGGCUGCUGUCAGCACCCAGCUCCGGAGCCUGUCACUGGGCCCCGUCUUUAGGGAAAGGGCCCUACUGUGCUUCCUGGACCAACUCGAGGAUGAGGAUGUACAGACAAGAGUGGCUGGUUGCCUGGCCCUGGGCUGCAUCAAGGCUCCUGAGGGCAUUGAGCCCCUGGUGUACCUGUGCCAAACAGACACAGAAGCUGUGAGGGAAGCCGCUCGACAGAGCCUGCAACAGUGUGGGGAAGAGGGACAGUCUGCCCAUCGACGGCUGGAGGAAUCACUGGACGCCCUGCCCCGCAUCUUUGGGCCUGGCAGCAUGGCCAGCACAGCAUUCUAAAUUUCCUACCCACUGGCUUCCAGUGCCCUUUCCUCUCACUUUCAGGGCUCACCAGGCACUGGCAGGGAGGGUGAGGGCUGGCUCCAGACACCUCUCCCCCACAGAUUCCUAUCAAUGAAAAUCUAAUAUAUUCUUCUGUUGCCCUUGGGUUGGUAGAGUCAGUGCCUGCAGUCAAGUGCCUCCCAGCCUCGGCUCAGCACACUUGCCACAAAUCAGUGUCCUGCCACAUCCCUUGGUUUUAUAUUUUAUUUACAGAGUUUUACAGAAAAUAAAAAAGCAAAAUGCCUUUCCUA
Neofelis nebulosa (Clouded leopard) is the source of this 4223-nucleotide messenger RNA. It is a transcript of the gene RIPOR1, whose product is annotated as RHO family interacting cell polarization regulator 1. Bases 106 to 3930 code for a protein of 1274 amino acids. The transcript has 22 exons. NCBI's taxonomy places the organism in Eukaryota, Metazoa, Chordata, Mammalia, Carnivora, Felidae. The record is from RefSeq and is a predicted model, not a curated record.